CCGUUUACAAGUUUUUGUCUGUACGAGUUAAGAAGCCGAAGAUUAAAAUCGGACAUCGAUUCGAGGCAACGUGGACGAUGAAACAACCGAUCAGCGCGAACGAGACAAAAAUUUUAGAUGGAAAGAAGCGAUCGAGGAAAAUGGACAGUAAGGGUGCAGCCCCGGUGGCGGCGCUGGUGUAAAACGGCCGAAUAGCGGUUCGGUGAAACUAGCCGAGCGACCUCGGCUCGUUUCGGCUCGCCGCGUUAGUUCGUGUUCUCUCGCAGUACGCGACGGAUGUGCUCUACUCGCGGCGAGUCUCGCGUUCUCUAUUCGGAGAAAAAAAACUGAUAUCCGUCACCGAAUGAGCGUGGAACACGUAAUUUAGUGAUUCGCGUGUAAAUAAAAAACUGUGUUGCAAGUUGAAAAACAGAACGGAUCGCGUAUCUCGCGAAAACGAUCACACGAGGUCAUAGUGCUCCAACCGGCGAUAAAGUUUCAUAGUGACUUGUGUAAAAAAAGUGGUGAACCAGAGUGUGCGAGUAUAUCGUUCGCAUCGUGUACGACAUCGAACGCAAUUUAUGACGAAAGAAGUCGAAUAAUCGGAUCGAUUUUACGUGGUACGCGGUUGAAUUGUCAGAGAAGAAUAUACCAUCACCGUCGCCGCGGUGCACCGUCCAUCCACCUUUCGCGUUGCCGCGAGUGCACGGGAUAAAAUGGCGCUUGGUUUCGUCCGUGUACCUCUAUCGACCAUGACAAACAAUUUAACGACGGAAUUGCGUCGACGCCAGUCGCGACGUUUUUGAGCACGGAACAUUUCGCGGUAUCGUUUCCCCUCUCGCCCCACCUUCUUGCUCUGUUUCGGUUGUUUUCUCCUUUUGUCCGUGAAUCGAAUCGAGCCUCUCGAAUAUCGCCUCCAGCCACGAGUUCGAGCAGAGGAACGCAAUAUACGUUGGAGAAAAACAGUCUCGAAAAUCUGCUGCGUUCGCAAAGUGGAAUUUUGAAGCGGAAAGUGAAGCUACAGUAGGCACGCAUCGUUUCGAGUAAGGCGAGCCGCCAGAGAUUCGUCGACGAAAGGAGAGGAGAGAAAAAAAGGAAGGGAAUCGAAAAGAAGGAGGAGGAGGAGGAGGAAAUGCGAGAAACCUCGGCUGUUCGUUGAGGGAAGCGGCGAAGAGGAGCUUGGUGGGGGGCGGGGGGGAGAGUUUGUCGGGCCACUUCCGGCAAAUAUCGGCGAGCGGCGGUAAAUGCAGCCGUGUCCACGUCGGCCGCUCGUUUCGUGGAAGCGAAGAGGGGCCAGCGGCGCGUACGACGAGGUCUCGGCGCGGUUGGGCCUAAUCGCGGUUAAUGGUAUAGGAGGAAUCCGGAGGCGAUCGUUGUUUUUCGGGAGGAGAAAGGGGGAGGAGCGGGGUGUGGAGCGGUGAGUGAGUGAGUGAGGAAGGGGGAGGGGGGGGAGAGACGUUCCUGCUUUCCGGGGAGGGCGCAAGGGACGGGCGGAAGGGUUCCGCGACCUGGAGCAGGAGCAAGAGGAGGAGGGGGAGGAGGGGUCGGGAGAGGCUACGAGGGUGGUUGCGCGUCGCGGUCGCGUGACGCGUGAGGAAAGUGCCGGAGGACGGAGCGUGGUGGAGGAGGCAUGAGGAGGAGAGAGUGACGACGCUGGCGGUGCUGCAGCCUCGCACAGAUCGUGAGAGGACCGGCGGCCCCACGGUGGGGCUGCGAUAAGAAUGGCCCCCUUCAAUAUGGCGGGCGUAGCAGGCCUUCUAGCCACCUGCGCCGCCGCUGCUGCUUCCGCUGCUUACCUUCUGCCGUUGCUGCUGUUGCUGAUCUGCCCGCGAGGGACCCACGCGGACCCAGUUGUUCUCUUGGACACGACGCAAGAGGAGAAGCUCGAGUGGACCAAGUAUCCUUUCGGCGCGGAAGCUAACACCCCAGGGUGGGUGGAAGAGUCGUUCACCAACUUCGACAAGGGCAUCAAUUGGCGGAGUUACGUUGUCUGCGACGUGGCGUACAACAACGUGAACAAUUGGCUGUGGACGCCGUUCAUAGAGAGGGGACCGGCGAACCGCAUGUACAUAGAGAUCAAAUUCACGACUCGUGACUGCUCCCUGUUCCCAGGGAACGCGCUCAGUUGCAAGGAAACUUUCAGCCUGCUUUACUACGAGUUCGACGUGGCCACCAAGGAGCCGCCACCGUGGGAAACGGACAGUUACAAGUUGAUCGGGCGCAUAGCCGCGGGCGAGGGAAGGUUCAACACCAACACCGAGGUGGUGAUAAACACGGAGGUGAAAUCGAUCCCCGUGACCAAGAAGGGCGUCUACUUCGCGUUCAGGGAUCAGGGCGCUUGCAUCUCGAUCCUCGCCAUCAAGGUCUAUUACAUCAGUUGCCCGGAGAUUUCCGUCAACUUCGCGCACUUCCCUGCCACGCCGACCGGCCGCGAGGUGGCGCUGAUCGAGCAAACGAUCGGCACCUGCGUGGCGAACGCCGUCGUGAUCGAGCAGCCCACCUUCCUCUGCAAGGGGGACGGGAAAUGGUACCUGCCGAGCGGCGGAUGCCACUGCAAGCCGGGAUAUCAAGCCGACGUGGAGAAGCAGGAGUGCACCGAGUGCCCGAUCGGUAAAUUCAAACACGAGGCGGGCUCGCACAGUUGCGAGGCUUGCCCGGCCCACAGCAAGUCCUCCGAUUACGGAUUCACGGAGUGCCGCUGCGACCCGGGCUACUUCAGGGCCGAGAAGGAUCCCAAGAAAAUGCCCUGCACGCAACCACCGUCGGCCCCGCAAAAUCUGACCGUGAACUUCGUCGACCAGUCCACCGUGUUUCUGUCUUGGAACGCGCCGCACAUGCUCGGCGGUAGGACAGAUACGACUUACAGGGUGGUCUGCGACGCAUGCAGCAUGGGCGUCAAAUACAUUCCCAACACCGAGGUUUUCAACGACACGAAAAUCACGAUAACUGGAUUGAACGCGGUCACCACUUAUCGAUUCCAAGUGUUCGCCGAGAACGGUGUCUCGGCGUUGGCCGGAAAGUCGGAAUACGUGGACAUCACCGUGACCACGGAUGCCAGCGUGCCAAGUUUGGUGAGCAACGUGAGGAUUACGAGCGUGAAGAGUUCCGAAUUGAGCAUAAGCUGGGACGCGCCGAUAACCGAAAUCGGCGGGGACAGCGAUCUGGUGGAAAGAUACGAAGUGAGGUGUUAUCCACGUUACGACGACGCCACCAACGCAACCGUCAUCCAAACCUCGGAACUGUCGGCGACGUUCAAGGGCCUGAAACCAUCCACGGAUUACGCGAUACAGGUUCGGGCGAAAACUACGCGAGGUUGGGGCGAGUACACACCGGUCGUGUACAAGAAGACGCCUCACGCUAUGGGAUUAGAUUACGUCGGAGAGGAUGACAAUAUGCAAGUGAGAAUCAUAGCGGGAGCUAUAGUGGCCGUGGUGGUUCUUCUCGUCAUCAUCAUCAUCAUGACGGUUUUGAUAUUGAGAAGCAGGGCCUCGGACGAAUGCAACAAGAAACAGCCGAGCGAUUGCGACACUCUGGAGUACAGAAACGGCGAAGGACUAGUUGUGACCUACAUGCACUGCAAAAUGGACAGUUCACCGAUUGUGACAACCCACACCAACAACAAGAGCAAGUCCUCGCUGACCACGCCGCUGUUCACACCUGCAGUGGGAGUUGCCGCCGCGAGUGCUGGUGGCGCGGGUGGCGGCGGGGCGAGGAGUUACGUCGAUCCUCACACGUACGAGGACCCGAAUCAAGCUGUACGAGAAUUCGCGCGAGAGAUCGACGCGGGAUACAUCACGAUAGAGGCGAUCAUAGGUGGGGGAGAGUUCGGCGACGUAUGUCGCGGGAAAUUGAAGUUACCACCAGACGGUCGGACGGAGAUCGACGUUGCCAUCAAGACAUUGAAGCCCGGCUCAGCGGAUAAGGCGCGCAACGACUUCUUGACCGAGGCAUCGAUCAUGGGCCAGUUCGAGCAUCCGAACGUGAUAUUCCUGCAGGGUGUUGUCACGAAGAGCAACCCGGUGAUGAUCAUCACCGAGUUCAUGGAGAACGGGAGCCUGGACACUUUCCUUCGCGCGAACGACGGCAAGUUUCAGGUGCUCCAGCUUGUGGGCAUGCUUCGCGGUAUAGCGAGCGGUAUGCAGUAUCUGGCCGAGAUGAACUACGUGCACCGGGAUCUCGCCGCGAGGAACGUGCUCGUGAACGCCGCCCUCGUUUGCAAGAUCGCCGAUUUCGGGCUGAGCAGGGAGAUCGAGAGCGCGACGGAAGGAGCGUACACGACCAGGGGUGGAAAGAUCCCGGUGCGAUGGACGGCCCCGGAAGCGAUAGCAUUCCGAAAAUUCACCAGCGCUUCCGACGUGUGGAGCAUGGGGAUCGUUUGUUGGGAAGUGAUGUCGUACGGCGAGAGGCCGUACUGGAACUGGUCCAAUCAGGACGUGAUAAAGUCGAUCGAGAAAGGAUACAGGCUCCCAGCGCCGAUGGAUUGCCCGGAGGCGAUCUAUCAGCUGAUGCUCGAUUGCUGGCAAAAGGAGCGAACUCAUCGCCCUACUUUCGCCAAUUUAACGCAAACAUUGGACAAACUGAUACGAAGCCCGGACACGUUGAGGAAAAUCGCCCAGAACAGAAUCAGGGAAAGGGGUGCUCCACCCCCACCCCCACCCGCCUCGUCGACAUCCUCCAACGUGCAUUUGAGGAAAAGGGGCACCAAUCCACUAGCGCCGGACGCGGUGGAUUUAACGCAAUUGACCUCGGUCAGCGAGUGGCUGGCUUCCAUCAAGAUGUCACGAUACGCGGAGAGUUUCGAGAGAUCCGGCGUAACCACAUUGGAGGCUGCCGCUCGAGUCACCGUUCAGGAGUUGACGGCGCUUGGGGUGACGUUGGUAGGGCACCAGAAGAAGAUCAUGAACAGCGUGACGGCGCUGAGAGCGCAAAUGUCCGCCACCUCGCAAGGCUUUCUCGUUUAAUCGUUGGGCGCACGGUCGGUGCGCUUCUCACACGUUUGACGCAUUUUGACGCAGGAUUCGAUAUCCUCGAUCGACCUUACGCAUCGUUCAUUCGAGGAGGUUACGCGUCGAUCGUCCUCCAGCCGGCAUCUACCUAGUCAGGACGAUAUACCUUUUCCUCGAACGGAUCAUCAUCCCUUCCUUCGCAGACGACAAGAGAGACCAAGAGCGAUCGAUCGGGCGAGCGUCGAAAAACAAAACGCUACACCGCGAGAGGCUCGCCAAUCUCGAGGAAUCGAGGAACCGCGUAUCGCUCACAUUCCAACGCGAAUUCGCUCCAAUAUUUGUUAGUCGAGUCCCCGUCUCUCUCGACGGAAAUGGAAGAAUUUCGCGGCCGCGACGACUCAUCGACCCACAGGUUGAAAGCGUGUCGUGCCACGCGAUAAAAAAAAACUCGUAACGGGAUCAAUAAGUAAUAAAAAAAAAAAAAAGAAACGAAACGAAACAAAAAAAUAUAUACGUGCAGCGACUCUGUGAACGAGUCGGCCAUUAACUUUGUCUUUCUCUUUCUACAAUAUCUUUCUCGCGGAUCGCGGUGCUGAUCUCGUGGAUCAUCGCGUUGAAAGGAAUCGUACUGCCACUGUAUAAUCACUGCCGCAUCAAUUGUAUGUACAAUCGUAGAAAAUCACGUGCGACGAGCCGACAUACGUGCAACAAUCUUGCACGCGAUUCUUCUAUCUAAGAAACUCGAAUUUUUCAGAAACCGUGCUCGAAAUCGUCGAAAUCACGUUUAACGCACUGAAUCGUUGCUCACACGCAAUUGCAGAGAGAAUCGUCCCGCCACCAGUCGAUUUUUCGCACGAAACAUUUUUUUUUUUUCCUUGCUAUCGACGAAGCCUCGUUCUUGUUUUACAGUGUGUUCCUAACUUAUCUUGCGCAGCGGUUACACUUAAGUUACGUUAAACGGGGUCCUUCAACGACGAUCGAUAAAAUAGAUUCGAAGUGUAUCGACCACGGUACAGACCACUUGCACGAACGAAUAAGAACGGCCUAAAAGUAACAUCAACAAACCCCCGUUAAAUUGUACAACCCCCUCCAUACGAAAGUUUUCGAACAACGAUUGAACAUCUAGGGAAACUGAAACGAAGAUUCGAGAGGUCUAAUAUAAAAGUGUAGUACGCUUUAAGGUAACGAGCAUAGAUCGAGGGAAAGAUCGAGGGCAAGCGUGUCUUUAUUGCGAGCGUAAUCGCCGUAUUUUAUGUCCUGUUAUGCAGCGAAUAUAUCGUAGCCCUUAUUGAUAAAGCUUAAUCGAUGUACAAACACACGAUACACACGUAUACACAAACAUACACGCAAACGCGUACACUUAUAUAUAUACAUACACUUUUACGUAUAACACAACACCGGACGUAACACAUGUAGAUAUAUCUAUACGAAUCUAUACGAAAACCACCCCGUUCCGUUCCAGGCGAAACGAUCGAAGGAACGACAGGUAAUACGUGAGACUGAAAGCAAGAUUCGUUCGAAAUAAUUAAAAUAGAAUAUGUUUAAUAUAGGACGAUGAUUACACAGAGAUUAGAAUGAGAGGAGAGAAAGAUAUGAUUCUUGCCUUCGCGUUACCUAUAUAAAGUAUAUGCGAUGUGGUAUAUAUAUAUAUAUAUAAAUAAAUAUAUAUAUAUAUAUAGGUACCUGUCCGAUUAGAGAAGAAGAAAAGAAAGAUGUAAAGGAGCAGGAACAUGUGCCAAUAAAAAAAAAAAAAAAAAACGGAGAGAAAGCGUGUGUGAACGAGGGAAAAUGUUUUGCGUGAGAGAGGAAAAAUAUAAGAAAAAAAAGAGGCGCUCGCUAUCGCGUGGUCGUUGAUUGCAAGAGAAAGAGAGGAUCCCUAUUUACAUAUACGUAUUAAAAAAAAAAAAAGAAAGAAAGAAAGAAAGAAAUAGAUUAUAUUAUAACGCGAGACAAAUUUAUUCGAGAUGAUUGGAAGGCCAACGAACGAACGAACGAACGUUGAACGAGGAAGAAUGGAAGAAGAAGGUUAUAUGCCGAAGAAAUCAUAAAACGUGUCGUCCCUCGACACCGUGAACAUAUCAAGGCGUAUUAAAAAAGAGAGAGAGAGAGAAAGAGAGGGAGAGAAAGAGAGAGAGAGAGAGAGAAAUGAAUGAAUAAUGAAAGAUGAAUAUAAUAAGGUGCGUAAACCGGGUAAAUCUUUCGAAGCAACGACGAGAUUAAAAGAUUUGGCGUAAUGGUAAUAAUUAUCUAGAAAAAAAAGUUUUCGCGACGACACCUUUUACACGUGAUACGAUUUCGCGAAAGGAACGAAAGCUGAAUAUUAAGCGAUCGUCUCUAUAAAUACAUAGUAGAUUUACUUUUAAACGAGUGGUUCGAAUUGUUUCGCAUCGCAAACGCAACGUCCACAUCCCAGCGUGCACGCGUAGCGAUAUUAGCAUUGGUUGAAGAGAGGAGAAAAAAAAAAAAAAAAAAAGAAAAAAAUAAAAGAAAAAAGAAAAAAAAAGAAAGAAAAAGGCUUGUUUCGUCGAGAUGGAUGGUCUGUAUCUUGUUACAUCCACGUUCGCUAAUUGUAAAGACUGGUUCACAUGAUGAUUUCUUUCGGCGGGGAGAAAUGAUUCCCGCGGGAGAUCGGCGAACGUUCGUCGAGAAAAAGAUCGAUGAUCGAUUCGAGCGCGACUCGAACGCUUCCAAACAAGUCGGGCGAGCCACGGGAAAUUUUUUAUUCUUAAUUUAACGAAUUAAAGAUAAGAAAUAUAGUUGAUAAGGCUCGGCGUGACGAUAGUCGAUGUAGGGAAGGACCUAAUAGUCGAAAUUCUUAUUUCUUUCGCGUAUAGAUUGAUCCGACGUAGCAAAGGACGGACUUAUUAGUAACUUUUUAUUAUUUCUUGAAUCGAGCCAUCGACGCGCCGGGCCUCUCGAUUACACGAGGUCAUUCCGUUUGCAUUCGAAAAAUGCGAAGGAAGGUCCUGGAGACUUGUAUUCGACCCGCGGCGUUUCGUUUUCUCCGCGAGACGAUGUCGCGGGGUGGACGUUUGGUCUCUGUUAGGGAGAGAAAGAGAACGAAAAGCUACUGAAAAUGGUGACGAUUAAGAAGCAAUAAGUGAAUACACGCAAAUGCAGAUUUUUAUAUAGAAAAUGUUAACAAAUUUCAGAAAAUAUUAAUUAUCGAUAGCGCUAUCUUCCUAAAUGUUCGUAUUAAAAGUUAACGAGAAGUAAGGUAAAGCAUAAGAGUGAUGAAGUAACGUGGAGUCCCAACCGAACGGCACAAUAUCGAGAGAGAUCAAACGAUAUUCCGGGUAAAUAACGAUAAAAUAUUGUACGGCAUAAAUCGAAUCUUACCCGAGUAAAUGAAAGCGUUAAAAAAAGGGUAGAAAAUUCGGCCGGGACUCUUCCAGAGAGAGAUGAAAGAAAGAACUUUUUAAGAACUUUCAGCCGUAACUAUUUGUGUCUAGCGACGAACCUGCGAGUGCGACCUGAAGUUUUGAGAAUGUCGAUAGUUUCAGUGAAUUAAUAUUUAGAUUUCAUAGAUCUCUAUCGAUAUUAAACAAUCGUAGGCACGAAACGAGCAGAUGAUAAUUAGUUAGAGCGUAAAAGAUAUCUUAUUAGAGACUUCUUCGAUUUUACUUGAGUCUUUCGCGUUCGAACCACCUUCCUUCUUUUCCUCCUUUCUCUUCUUCUUUUUUUAAUCUUUACUUUUUCAAGUCUCAAUACUAUCCAUCCCUGUAUUUUCAAAGCUUUCGAUCAUACUUAUUAUACUAUUUACUUUCAUGUCUAUCCUUCAUUCCAUCUUUCUUCGUCUUUAUCUCUCUUUUUCCCGCUCGCUCGUUUGCUCGCUCUCUGUCUUUACCUCUAUAUCUCUCUAUUUUCCCUCCCCGGUUUUAAUUAACCGCAACACGCUUUUUAUGUUAUAAGAGACGAGAAUUCAAAAUGCAAAAAUGCCGAAAGAAGGAAGAGCAAUAAAAAAAAUGAUCGCGUAAUCCGAAUCAAAAAUUCUCUUCGAUUCACGCGAAUGAAUUUUGCUUUUCCUCCUAUCGUUUUUCUUUUUAUUCGUCUUCUUUUUAUUAUCAGUUACGAUAUUUUUUUUUUUUUUUUGUAAUUAAUCAUUACUCUUUCUAUCGAGGAAACGUAGCGAUGAGUAAACGAAUGGAAAAUCGUUGAAGACAUCCUCCUCAGACACUCUUUUACUUAAAUACUUUUACUCGAUUAACACUUCUGUACUACUAUUUAUUAAAAGCAAAGAAAGCCUUAUUUAUUGUUUAGAGAUCUGACUAAAUUAAAAAAAAAAAAGAAUUUUCUAAUUGUGGUAGGUUAUCUAUUUACCUUAUUAGAAUUGUACGAAAGGGGACGAAAGAAAAAAAAAAAAAGAAAAAAAAAGAGAGACAUUAUUUCCUUACUUCAGAAUUUUCAAAAAAAAUUAUGCCAUUGUAAAGGGAGACGACAGAAUAAAAGAAAAAAUGGAAUAUAACAUCAUAGAUACGAUCGUCGAGUCUCUAAGCAGUUAUGUAUUAGUUAAGCGUUUUUUUAAGCGAGUUACGUGCACGUUGUUUAACUCUCUUUCAAUUGUUUUUUUUUUCAUUACUAUUUUUUUAACAGUCUGUUUACAGCGAACUUUGUCAAAGUACCUGCUUCGGAAACGAAAAGCAAACAAAAAAAUAAAAAGAAAAGAAACAAAAACAUAUAUUAAAUUCGCGAAAAGACAAAGCACACAGGUACCGUCCCGUAUAUAAUAUAAAUAGCUCAUCUACUAUCACGUACACGCAUCAUAAUUUAUGUAUACUCAUCGAACUGAGUUUUUACACUAUUGGUUCAGCAAAUCACCAUCGUGUGUCCUCGAUUCAUUGUAUAAAACAAAGCGACAAAACGCGACAGAUGCAAUAAGAGAAUUAAUAUCGACAAAUUUUGGAAUGUGUCUAAAAACAUUUUUCCUAUGGUGUUGUCAAGACGAUGUUGAAUGUAAAUAAGAUAUAAUAAAUAAUAUACCUUAUACGAUGUAAAAA
This is a messenger RNA of Apis cerana (Asiatic honeybee), 9922 nucleotides long. It is a transcript of the gene Eph, whose product is annotated as Eph receptor tyrosine kinase. Gene Ontology annotation, biological process: axon guidance; protein phosphorylation; ephrin receptor signaling pathway. The record is from RefSeq and is a predicted model, not a curated record. Lineage: Eukaryota; Metazoa; Arthropoda; Insecta; Hymenoptera; Apidae. Gene Ontology annotation, cellular component: plasma membrane; dendrite. Gene Ontology annotation, molecular function: protein binding; ATP binding; transmembrane-ephrin receptor activity.